AUGGAGGGAGAACCAGAGGAGUCAGAUGAGGACGUUAAGGGAGAGGACAAGCCCACGGUACUCUGGGAGAAGUGCAUUCAACAGAGCAUCUUUGUGGACCUCAGUGAGGAUGAAAGUCUCCACCUCAGUGAUCUGGAGAGUUCUUUAGCUUUGCAUCUGUCCCGUGCAGGGUCUGCGGCCUCCGAGGCCAGCAUCCAUCUCAGUGGGAGUGCAGAGCUGUCAGCCUUGGAUGUCACUUCCUCGGAGUCCAGUGUUGUCAGCAGUCAAAGUGAGAGGGUGGUAGACAGCAAGACCAAGAGUAGCAUAUUGCAUGUGUCCGCCCAAAGACCAAACACUAUGCAAGAUGAGCCACCCUUAAAGCAGCAUCAUGAGGACCGAGGGCAAGAUACCAGCGACGAGGAUCACGAGGACCUACCUUAUGAUGGCGACCUCGGAAGCCCUUACUUCAACCAGACAGCUGACUCUGGUCAUAUGAGCUCUGAUGGAGGAGAAACGGUUCAUGGAAGUCCUGAUGUCCCUGCUUUGCUUGAUUGUAACACAAGGGAUAGAGAUGAUAUUAGUGGACGUCUGGUUUCCAUUGAGCGUAACGCUGAGAAACCAGCAAUUUUCUCACAAGAGGAUGCCAACAUGAAACAGGACAACUGUUUUGAUGCUUCCAACCCAGGUGAGGUUGGACCAUCAUGCCCUUAUCCUUCAGACAUUACCCAGGUGUUGCUGCGACACUUCUCCCAGGAGGAGCUGUUGCAGUCAGGUCGGCCAAUCGAGGCAGAGACUCUGCCGGAGGUGUCCCUACUGGAGAGCGUGGAUGACACAGUUUUUAGCUUGGCUCUGACAUACAACAGCACAGCAAUUAAAAGUAGCCACUCAGAGGGUCCUGCUUGUAUUUCUGAGAUUGAUCAGAGUUUCUGCUCUGACAGGACAGAUGAAAAAUCUGCAUCAAAAAAUUCAAGUUUAGAGAAAGAAGAAGAGAGGGGAAUUGAUAUUGUCACUUCUGCUGCUUCUAGCGGCAUUAUAUCCAGCCCUGCGAGUACAGACUCAGAGCAGGGCAGUGGCGAUAUGAGUGCUGCUGACGUAGAGGAGCAGGAAAAGGCUAAAGAGGAUGAUCAGGUUCAGAGAGUCCCACUUGUGCGCACAAGGUCCUUCAGUGAGAUGAAGUACGGCCAAGGCCAAGUCCAUUACCCCCUCCCUGACUUCUCCAAGGUUGCCCCAAAGGUAAAAAUCCCCAAAGCUCCAAGUGGUCCACCCAAGCCUGUACCCCAGAGCCCCAGCACCGUGCACAGAGCCCAGUCCUCUCCAGGUAUGUUAGAUGUGAUCAGCAGAGUCCUUGAGGAUACAGUCCAGCCAUCAGAGAAGCCUUAUGUCUUCAAAGACCAGGACAAACAGACUUCUCCAGCACUGGCGCAUCACCUGCAGGCUGAAUAUGAUGAAUUAGUAACCAAAAAAGCUGAGGCAGAAAACCUAAUCGAUCAAAUGAGAAUAGAAACCAACGCUCAGCCCUCCUCUAAACUGAUGCUUUACUUAGAGUGUGAUGAUGAUGAUGAUGAUGAUGAUCAGGGGAACUUAGUUGAGGGAAGCCAUCUUGGUCCCGUGGCUCCUCGCCUUCCCCCAACAGAAAGCUUUGGUGAAACAACCCCCCAAAGCAACAUGAAGGAAAUGAACACAGCUUCCUCCAGCCAGCCUGAGGAGGGCCCCAGUGACGGAGACACAAUGACUGCUGAGCUGACGGACAUCGUCAGCCAGUUCCUGCAGACGGUGGAAGAGUUCAAAUUGAGUGUAAGCAACAUGUCAGUCAACACAGCAGAACAGCAAAUGAUGUUGAGGAGCAUGAUGGAGGCUCAGGACCAACUGGAAAGAAAAUACAUCAGUAAGAAGGAGGAGCACAGAGCUCUGGAGAUGCAAAACUACAUGGGCUUGUCCAGGAACACUGGCACCUUUGAUCCAAACAGGUUGGUGGAGGGAGACAUAUUCAGAAUAGGGAUGCUCCUUGAGGACAUAAAGGAGAUGAUAGAUAAAAACGUGUGCGAGCAGAUUUCUCCACCGCCUUCAUCCUCCACUCCAACACCCAUGAAAGAGAUGCUGCAUGUGAAGCUCAGUCCUCUCUGCAUGACCACACCCUCACCCCCACCAUCUCUGCAUGAGGGUCCAAGUGCAGGUUUUUCCACUGUGGGUUAUGAGAUGGAGACACGGAAAGAGGAAGAAAGGGAGGAGGAAGUGGAGGACGUCAGUGAGAUCCAUGGAGAUGAUGGAUUGCAGUGGAGCAGUGAACUCAUAACAACUGACUCUUUGCUGAAAUAUACUCGCCAUAGCUACUGCCAGUCAAGGAGCUCACGGGGCUCUGUGGAGGGACUGGAGAUCCAGACAGCUGAGGCUGAAGAAGAUAGGAGCGCAUCUGAGGCGAUAGAUCACAGUGACAUCUUAGCAUACUUGAAUGGAGGCGGUUCAUCCUCAAGACGGAGGCAGUGGACACCUGACAGUCAUAGCAUCCCUGAUAGCGUCCCGAACCCGGUGGGUGAAUGUGAUCAGGGUGAUUCUGUGAGUCUGGCUGUGGAGGUCUCGUCUUCCUCUAAUGCACCCGGAGACUCAGACACCCACAGCCUCUCGGAGCCUCCUCUCAACACCUCAUCUGUAUCACAGAGGAUUGUGAGUCCAGAGACAGACAGUGGAUUUGGGAGCUCUUACUUGAAUCAAUCAGCCUCUGGAACGUUUCAACCAAAUCUACUCACAGAGAGUCUGCAGUCACCGAAUGAUGGUCUAAGUAGCUCAGACAGCGAGGGCUCUGGCUCCAACUUGCAGACAGCUAUCCACCCUGUCACCCAGCGGUGGGCCAGUCCGCACCCGUCUCUCCAGUCACAGUCCUGUGGUGCAGCAGCAGCAGUGGAGCGGUGGGUGGAGAGCACCACUAAAGAGCCUUCAGUCAGGCUGCAGGGACCUGAACGCAGUCUGCCUGCCCAGCUCCAUCACCACAUAUCUGAACCUGUUCUCUGCAAUACCAUGGACACAGAAGAAAGAGGCAGCCCACCGUACUCAUGCCCGUGUAAUAGUGAGGCUAUCCUGGCCUUACAGUCAGAGGUAUCCCGGCUUAAGAAGGACCUGGAGGAGGGCUUAGUCCAGCUGCCUCAUCUAGCACAGAAGAUGGACUAUCUCACCUCCAAAUACAGGCAGGAGCGUCAGGAGCGCAGGUCUAAAACCAGGUCAAGGACCCACCACAGAUCAGGCUGCAACAGUGUGUGGAAGCCAUCGAAUAGCACACAGAAUGUGAGUGAUCUUAGUUCCAGUCAGGUGAAGACAGAGGACUGGAUCUCGUCAGACAUGGACCCCAGCAAGAGCAAAGGUACAGACAGUGGUGACACAGCUGGCUCCGAGAUCAUGUUGCAGUCCCACAAUUCGCCUGUAGGGAGCAGGAGAGGCAGCAGCAGUGUGCGCUCCUCACCUGAGUUUCAGUAUAAACUUAAUGGAGCACAACAGUCCAACAGAGGGUCAGAGGGAAAUGGCUCAGUGAAAACUUUUGGUCUGACCAGCUCGAUUUUAAAAGGAGGGACAGCUUCUGACAGCCAUGCCAAGCUGAGACAAACCUCCACAGAGAGGUUUUACUCCAAGGAGAGGUGGUCUCUUUUCUCCUCUCCAUCUCUUCAGAAGCCCCUUCUCCAGGUCAGCUACGGCUCCUCCAGCAGCCUGCCUGCAAGCUACAAAGUGAGGGAGCCGCCUCUGCACUCCAUGUCCCAUCACAGAAAGCACUCCACCCAGUCAGACACGGCCCUCCUGCCCAGUAAUGUGUACUUCCAGCGGACGCCGUCCCCAGCGUCAGCGCCUUCAAAGACUGGCAGCAGAACAGGAAGACGCAGAGGGAGCAAGGAGGAAGACAUGAACAGGACUCUAGACCAGGCUAUUGAGGUAGCCCGCAACAUGAAGAGGACCACCGACCGAAUGGCCAAGAGGCUGUCAGCUGACCUGGCUAAGGCUCAGCUCCACAGGAAACUGCACCACAUGCAGCCACUAGAGGGCAGAAAACACCAUGAAUUAUAACAAACAGUACAGAUCAGUUUACUCUGUAAUCAUAAACCUGCCAGUCGCUGUGACACCUGA
Molecule: messenger RNA, 4083 nt
Organism: Epinephelus lanceolatus (giant grouper)
Lineage: Eukaryota; Metazoa; Chordata; Actinopteri; Perciformes; Serranidae
Gene: aknad1
Product: AKNA domain containing 1
Source: RefSeq, a predicted model, not a curated record